This is a messenger RNA of Eptesicus fuscus (big brown bat), 1085 nucleotides long. It is a transcript of the gene TNFRSF6B, whose product is annotated as TNF receptor superfamily member 6b. The record is from RefSeq and is a predicted model, not a curated record. The transcript has 3 exons. NCBI's taxonomy places the organism in Eukaryota, Metazoa, Chordata, Mammalia, Chiroptera, Vespertilionidae. Gene Ontology annotation, molecular function: protein binding. The coding region runs from base 94 to 1020 and encodes 308 amino acids.
GGUAGAGUGGGCGGGGCCGGCUUCUGCUGGGACCAGUGGGAAUGUGGCUGUGGCGGACCGGUGUCCCCGCUGAGUCCUGCUCCAGGGAGGAUCAUGAAAGCGCCGGCCAGGCUGCCCCUGAUCCUGCCGAGGGCACUACCGUUGCUAUUGCCGAUGCUGGCCGUGCUCGGGGCGGCGGAGGACGUGCCCACCUACCCGUGGUGGGACGUGGACACGCAGGAGUGGCUGACGUGUGGCCAGUGUCCCCCAGGCACCUUCGUGCACCGGCCGUGCAGCCGGGACCACCCCACGACGUGCCGCCAGUGCCCUCCUCACCACUACACGCAGUUCUGGAACUACCUGGAGCGCUGCCGGUACUGCAACGUGGUCUGCGGGGAGCAUGAGGAGGAGGCGCGGCCUUGCUCUGUCGUCCACAACCGUGCCUGCCGCUGCCGCCCAGGCUUCUUCGAGUUUGCGGGCUUCUGCCUGGAGCACACGCCCUGCCCGCCUGGCUAUGGAGUGGUUGCCCUUGGCACCCCCACCCAGGACACACAGUGCCAACCAUGUGCCCCAGGCACCUUCUCGGCCAACAGCUCCAGCUCGGAGCAGUGCCAGCCCCACCGCAACUGCACAGCCCUGGGCCUGGUCCUCAACGUGCCGGGCGCCCCCUUCCGUGACGCCCUGUGCACCAGCUGCACAGGCCCCCCUCUCGGCACUCCAGAACCAGGGAGUGCAGGUGACUGGACCGGGGCAGGGACCGAGGAGUGUGAGCGCGCCCUCGUGGACUUCGUGGCUUUCCAAAACGUCUCCCUCAGGAGGCUCCUGCAGCUGCAGCACGCCCUGUCGGGCCCGGGGGCAUGGACUCCCCGCCGGCCCUGGGAGGACCGCCUGUCCUUGCAGCAGACACUGCGGAGGCAGCUCACGAAGCUCCGCGAGGCCCGGCCCGGGGCGCUGGCGGCAGGGCUGCUGCAGGCCCUGCACACGGCCAGGCUGCCGGGGGUGGAGCGCACUAUCCGGAAGCGCUUCUCCCUGGCCAGCUGAGCCCCUUAUUUAUUCUACUGACAGGCACCAAGUUUAGUUUUUAUAAAACCCUUUUGUAAAACUGA